GUCCGUUUUGAUCGCGUUAUUACGGUAACAGCACCCGGAAAUGCGCGAAUAUUCACAUAUUCUUACGUUCGUACAAGCAUGAUCCAAAAUCCGCGUUGCUCGUAUGCAGUGUUACAGUACAACCGGCACCGUAGUAUUUCCGCGUCGCAUGCCGAGUUCUGUGGAUGCCUGCGCUUUCGCUGUAACGUCUCCGUAGAAACACGGCUCGUAGUCUUUUGUGACAUUUGUUGUCGCCGCUAUCCCACGUGUUGCAGAAGAGACAAAUACAUCGCAGAAUCCCGCCACCGAGCGAGCUGCAUCGACAGCUUGAAGUCAUCGCUGUCACUGCGAGAUAUUGCAAUCCUGUAGUCUUUACAGUUCACAUCUCCCAUUCCUUCCAAAGGCUAAACGAUGAGCGAAUACUUCUCGCUGUCGGAGUGUGAUGUGAUAGGCUUUGACUUGGACCACACGCUCUGUCGAUACAAUUUGAAGGAGACCUCCAGGCUGAUCUAUGAGAGUUUUGCACGGUAUCUGGUGGAGCACAAGGGCUAUGAUAAAGAUCUGCUUCAUUUAACACCUGCUACUUGGGAUUUCUGUUUUAAAGGUCUUGUGGUGGAUCUCGAGGAGGGCAACCUGGUCAAGUUGGCAGAGGACGGUACUGUCUUGCGAGCAACUCAUGGCUCUAAAGACCUUAGUACUGACGACAUCAUAAAGCAUUAUGGUCCAAAAAGAGAAUGGAAGCAUUUUAAUAGCCUCAAUACCUCGUACACACGAUCUGCAAAAUACUAUUUUUAUGACAACUAUUUUGACCUCCCUGGUGCUCUUCUCUGUGCCGGAGUGGUGGAUAUGUUGAAUAAGCGAGGAGCUGAAAUCACAUCUGACUUUUGGAAAGACAUUGUUGCUGCCAUUGACCAUAACUACAACACAUCUGCAUUUCGGGAGGACACAGGGACGUAUUUCCCCAGUGUGAAGCACUGUCCUGGCCGUUACCUGCAGCCCUGCUCAGAUGCGGUGAAGAGAUGGUUGAGGAGCAUGAAGAAGAGCGGGAAAAUCCUGCUGCUCAUCACCAGCUCACACUCUGACUACUGCCGGCUCGUGUGUGAGCACAUACUCGGAUCGGACUUUGAGGAGCUGUUUGACAUCAUUAUCACUAAUGCUCUGAAGCCUGGAUUCUUCUCUUUGGUUCCGCAGCAGAGACCUUUCAGAACGCUGGUGGAUGAUGUUGAAGAUAGUGAAGGACUGCCAUCUCUGGAAAAGCCUGGUUGGUAUUCUCAGGGCAACUGGCCUCAUCUCCACGAACUACUGAAGACCAUGACCAACAAAACAGAGCCCAAGGUGGUGUAUUUCGGAGACAGCAUGCGCUCGGACAUGUUCCCGGCCUGCAGCUUUGGAAAGUUGGAGACGGUGAUGAUUGUGGAGGAGAUGGAGGGGGAGGGUGUUCCACGUGCUGACGCGACCCCCAGUAACAGCCCCACCCCAAGUGAAGGCCCGGCAGGGAAAAAGGGCAAGUUUGAGGAUCAAGGAAUGAAAUCUCCUUCAGCUGUAUCAAACCAGUGGGGCUCAUAUUUUGUGGAUGUGCAAAAGAAUGAAGGAGAGGAAACACGGAGUCUCACCUGGUGUUGCCACAGUAUCCACACAUACAGCACCAUGGCUAUACCCAGCAUUGAGGCUAUAGCUGAUCUUCCUCUAGACUUUAAGUUCCAGAGAUUCUCUUCGGAUAAGCCCAUCACAACAGGUUAUUACCCCAGACCUCCAGACUCACUGCUGAAAUGGGAAGAGAACUAGCCCCGAACCCUCUCACCAGUCAGCAUAGACCAAGAGAUUGUUUCACCGUUACGUUCUGGAGCUUCACCACAGAGCUAGACCAUCCAUUCGUCCAAUCAGUGAUUAAGCUGUGUGAAUGUAACACCCAGCGCGCUGUCUGUGUAUUUUCUUCUCACCCCUUCCUGAAUCACUACAGCAUACACAGUAUGAAGUUGUGUCUGUACACAUGCUGAAAAUCUGUACAUUGAUCAUUGGAUGUAGGAGGAAGUCACAGUGUAUCGUGUCUCACCCAGCAUUGUGAACCCACUACCAUUAAACUACUUUUAAUGGUGUACAGAGAAAAAAAAACUUAGCUUUCCCAUGAGCUAUGUGUUUUUUUUUUUUUUUGUCUUGUCCUGUUUUUAUGAACGGAAUGUUAUAUGACCUCAGAGGAUUUGUUCUUGCAGCUGUUGUAAACGCUUUCUUAGGAAAGCAAUGCACAAAUUAUAUUGAAUAUUCAUGCAAUCAAGAAACAGCCAUGAGUUCUUUGCUCUUUUUAUGAUUGGUUGAUGUUUUGAGAGCGUUGUAACCUGCAGGUUUUGUAACUGGUUCAGCUCUGGGCUGGUUUGUUUUCCUUUCCAUCAUUUGAUUAUGAUUUCAAUACUUUAGUUUACUGUAGCUUACUGUAUUCUGCAGACGUUUCUGUGACAAAUGGAGAAAUGGACGUCAUACUUCCAAGCGCCAGUAAUAAAAGGAAUAGUUUACCCAAAACUAACCAUCUAACUAAACCAUCGUGUUGUUCCAAACCAUUGAGCUGUUGAUGGAACAUAAAGGCUUUGCUGAAGAAUCUUCAUGCAGCUCUUUCCAUACAGCAACAGUUUAAAGUUUGUAAGAAGGACAGAAAUAAAAGCACCGAAAACUAGUCUGUAUGACUUAUGUACUACAUUUCAAGUCUUCUGAUGCCACAAGAAGUUGUUAUUUACUGACCAUUUUUUUGUUGUUAACCAUAGAGCCCUUGCAUAAGUUCACUGAUUCAGUCAGCUGACCUCAAGAACUGGAUCAUUGAGUUAAUUGGUGUUUUGAGGUGUUUCUUUUCUCGUUGAGUUAGUAAAUGAUGUGUUUACCUUACUGAUUUGUUUAACUUGCAGACUUGUUGAUCCAGUUACAGCAGUUCUCAGGUUAACAGCUCACUGACGGGAAAGUUUACCAGUGAAAAAGGACUCACAUUUUGGUCUGUUCCUCACAU
Molecule: messenger RNA, 2968 nt
Organism: Sinocyclocheilus grahami
Lineage: Eukaryota; Metazoa; Chordata; Actinopteri; Cypriniformes; Cyprinidae
Product: 5'-nucleotidase domain-containing protein 1-like
Exons: 12
Coding region: 391-1764 (457 amino acids)
Molecular function (GO): 5'-nucleotidase activity
Source: RefSeq, a predicted model, not a curated record